Messenger RNA from Paraphaeosphaeria sporulosa, 917 nucleotides. RefSeq lists its product as uncharacterized. Bases 295 to 873 code for a protein of 192 amino acids. The record is from RefSeq and is a predicted model, not a curated record. NCBI's taxonomy places the organism in Eukaryota, Fungi, Ascomycota, Dothideomycetes, Pleosporales, Didymosphaeriaceae. The transcript has a single exon.
CAGACCCAGCUGCAAUUGGGUCUGUCUCGCCGUCAAGGGAGCAGAAAGGGAGAUGAUGAGGCAGACGGGCGAGGGAGGACCGCAGCAGCUCGACUGGAGACCCGUUGCUGAGGGCGUCGAGGAGUCUUUAUGGAGUUGCAGACUUGGCUUCCAGCAUCCAACGCACUAGCACUGUCGGUCGAUAGUACGGGCCUGUCCUAUCCCGGCCGCUCGCGCAAACGUGCGUGGGUGAAGGUGUAGGGGUCCGCGUCUGCAAAUCCCGCGCUCUCGUUUGGAUCGCCCAGCCAGAGAGGUAUGUGCCCCAAUCGCUCACGGCAGGAGCCUGCGCAGAUCGUGGGCUUGGCUCGGCUUUUUCUGCCUCAGCGCCGCGCCGCUCAAACACAGUUGACGCUGCGAGCCGCUGAGCAUUCACCCUCGCCUUGCCUUCUGCAGACCGCGUCGCACGCCCUCUGGCAUGCCCCCGACGUUAGCGGCCGGGCAGCAGCAACAAGGGUGCGCCGUCUUGGCGUGCCCCAGACUUGCUGGCGCCUCCCUCCGCGACGCCAAAGAAUGCUCCAUUUCGGUUACGCCCGCGCGCGGCCUUGUUGCGGCUCCACGGACUCUCCACAACCACGGAACACGGCCGCUCUACUGCGUGGAUUCCUCCACCUGACCCUCUACCGACAGUGUUCAGCCGUCUUGUCCAGCUGGGCGCGCGAGCUGCUGCACAUGGCCGGGACGAGCAAAUACAUUGGCCUCCAGAGCGCCAUUUUCGACAAGCUUGUCUUGGCUGUGACCCGGCAAAGUCAAGAGACCGCCAAAAUUGUUUCGAAUCCCCCAGCGACCGUGAAACUUGGAGAGCCUCACACUCCAGAUCUGCGCAAACACUCGUGAGCUGCACCUGGAUCCGCCCGUUCCUGCCAAUGUUCGCAAUCGUC